AUGGUAGUUUUUGGAAGUACUGAACUUGAGUUCCAAAGAUUCGGCAGAACAGCUCAUGUACCAGAUGCUGAUAUUGCCAAAGUCAUGUACUAUUUGGAUUGUGUAUGUACUGUUAUUGAAUAUGAUGAUAAUAAUAUUCGUCGAUAUCGGAAUUAUUCAAAUUGGAGAAAUAUGUCGGAUGAAGAAGAUCGAUUCAUUUUCUUACUGGCUUUGACACUUUCACCAAAUGAGUUAGAAGACAAGGUCUUUUUCAAUAUACCAGACGUGUGUCCCGAUACGAAUAAUGCAUUUUACGAAAUAGGUCAAGUUAAACGACAAUUAAUGGUUGUUCAAUCCAUUAUUAUUGAUGGUUAA
This is a messenger RNA of Rotaria sp. Silwood1, 354 nucleotides long. NCBI's taxonomy places the organism in Eukaryota, Metazoa, Rotifera, Eurotatoria, Philodinida, Philodinidae. The record is from the annotation of a GenBank genome assembly.